Messenger RNA from Pundamilia nyererei, 5738 nucleotides. It is a transcript of the gene plch2a, whose product is annotated as phospholipase C, eta 2a. Bases 48 to 3425 code for a protein of 1125 amino acids. Gene Ontology annotation, biological process: release of sequestered calcium ion into cytosol; phosphatidylinositol-mediated signaling; phosphatidylinositol metabolic process. The record is from RefSeq and is a predicted model, not a curated record. Gene Ontology annotation, molecular function: phosphatidylinositol-4,5-bisphosphate phospholipase C activity; calcium ion binding. NCBI's taxonomy places the organism in Eukaryota, Metazoa, Chordata, Actinopteri, Cichliformes, Cichlidae. The transcript has 22 exons.
GUGGACGGUCUCUUUUUAGUCUUAUUUAAUAAUAUCCAAAAGCUGUUAUGCCACAAAUUGCGUCCUUCCACCAUUCGGCAUGUCUUUGGUAUCUCAGGGAUGAGUUCCCUAAGUUUCAUGUUUAUGCCACUCGGGCCAACGUGCGCAAACGAGUAUAUUAUAAACCCAAUUUGCUGUCUGAAAACAGUGUUUCAAAAUGUCUGCCUGGCAGAAUCGUCAAGGCCAAACGCCGAGGUCAUGUGGAGAAAUGCAUGAGCUCCAUGCAGAUGGGAACCCAGAUGUUGAAGCUCCGCGGCAGCUCCAAGGGACUCGUGCGGUUCUUCUAUUUGGACGAACACAAGUCCUGCAUCCGCUGGAGGCCGUCACGCAAGAAUGAAAAGGCCAAGAUUUCCAUCGACUCCAUCCGGGAGGUGUGUGAGGGUAAGCAGUCUGAGAUCUUCCAGCGCUAUGCAGAGGGCAGCUUUGACCCAAACUGUUGCUUCAGCCUCUACUAUGGAGAACACAUGGAGUCCCUGGACCUGGUGUCCACGACUGGUGAGGAGGCACGCACUUGGAUCACAGGCCUCAAGUACCUGGUGGCUGGGAUCAGUGAUGAGGACAGCCUUGCUAAGAGGCAGCGCACCCGUGACCAAUGGCUAAAGCAGACCUUCACAGAGGCUGAUAAGAAUGGCGAUGGCAGCUUAAGCAUCAGCGAAGUUCUCCAUCUCCUGCACAAACUCAAUGUCAACCUGCCCCGACAGAAGGUCAAACAGAUGUUCAAGGAGGCAGACACAGAUGACACCCAGGGAACUCUGGGCUUUGAGGAGUUUUGUUCCUUCUACAAGAUGAUGUCGACCCGCAGGGAUCUGUACCUCCUCAUGCUUAGCUACAGCAACCACAAGGACCAUCUCAACACUGAUGACCUGGCCCGCUUCCUGGAGACUGAGCAAAAGAUGGCCAAGGUGAGUAAAGACCACUGCCUGGACAUCAUCCGCAAAUUUGAGCCGUGCUCUGAGAACCAAAAGCAAGAUGUUUUGGGAAUUGAUGGUUUUACAAAUUAUAUGCGCAGCCCAGCAGGGGACAUCUUCAACCCAGAUCACUACAGCGUGAACCAGGACAUGACCCAGCCCCUGUGCAACUACUUCAUUGCCUCAUCACACAACACUUACCUGAUGGGUGAUCAGUUAAUGUCACAGUCCAGGGUGGAUAUGUAUGCCUGGGUGCUGCAGUCUGGCUGUCGCUGUGUGGAAGUUGAUUGUUGGGACGGUCAGGACGGUGAGCCCAUUGUCCAUCAUGGCUACACCCUAACCUCCAAGAUCCUCUUCAGAGAUGUCAUUGAGACAAUCAACAAGUACGCCUUUGUCAAGAAUGACUACCCAGUGAUCCUGUCUAUAGAGAACCACUGCAGUGUUCCCCAGCAAAAGAAGAUGGCUCAGUACCUGAUUGAGAUCCUGGGGGACAAGCUGGAUGUCUCCAACAUCAAAGCUGAUGAAUCUGGGCAGCUGCCAUCCCCAGAAGCACUCAGGGGCAAGAUCCUUGUGAAGGGAAAGAAACUUCCUCCCAACAUAGACGAGAAUGCAGAGGAGGGAGAUGUGUCUGACGAGGACAGUGCUGAUGAAAUGGAGGAUGACUGUAAGCUGAUCAAUGGGGAUAUGUCAGCUGACAGAAACCAAAUAGAGAACAUGGCCAAGAAGAAGCUUGACAACUUGAUGAAGGAAUCCAAGAUCCGAGACAGAGAGGAUCCAGACAGCUUUACCAUCACAGCCCUCCCUCCUGCUGGGAAGACCAUGGAUAAAACUGGCAGUAAGGGUAAACGUAAGGAUGCGAUGGACACAGCAGAUGAGGCUUUUCCAAGCAGCAACAAGCGCUCAGGCCGCUCCUUCAUAGAGAGCUUCUCUAAACGCAAGAAAAAGGCAUCCAAGCUGAAGAAGGUCUCAAGCUUUGAAGACACAGACACAGACCAAGAAAGCACAAGUAGUGCUUCACGUGCCCCGCUGCAUCACAACAAAAAGAAGAAAACCAUGAAGCUGUCCAGAGCUCUGUCAGAUCUAGUCAAAUACACGCGGUCUGUGGGUCUCUAUGACAUCGAAGCACAAGCUAACUGUGGCUGGCAGGUGUCAUCUCUGAGUGAGACUAAAGCCCACCAGGUGAUGCAGCAAAAAGCAUCGUCCUUCAUUCAGUUCAACCAGCGGCAGCUGUCCCGCAUCUAUCCUUCCUCGUACCGUGUGGACUCCUCCAACUUCAACCCUCAGCCCUUCUGGAAUGCUGGGUGCCAGCUUGUUGCACUCAACUACCAGUCUGAAGGCCGGGUCCUCCAACUCAACAGAGCCAAAUUCUAUAGCAAUGGCAACUGUGGCUACAUCCUCAAACCGGCCUUCAUGAGCGAAGAUGCCUUUAACCCCAACGUGGAAGACCCCAUUCCUGGUCAGAUGAAGAAACAGCUGGUGUUAAAGGUCAUUAGUGGACAACAGCUGCCCAAACCCAAAGACUCAAUGCUGGGAGACCGAGGAGAGAUCAUUGAUCCCUUUGUGGAAGUGGAGAUCAUUGGCCUCCCAGUGGAUUGCUGCAAGGAACAGACCAGAGUGGUGGAUGAUAAUGGUUUCAACCCGAUGUGGGAGGAGACUUUGGUGUUCAUGGUUCACAUGCCCGAGCUGGCCCUGAUUCGUUUCCUUGUGUGGGAUCAUGACCCAAUUGGCCAGGACUUCAUUGGCCAGCGUACCAUUGCCUUUAACAGCAUGAUGCCAGGCUAUCGCCAUGUGUACUUGGAAGGAAUGGAGGAAGCUUCCAUCUUUGUUCAUGUAGCUGUUAAUGACGUCACUGGUAAGGCAAGAGCAGCCAGCGGCAUAAAAGGGUUGUUUCACAGAAACCCAAAGCAGGCUUCCCUGGACAGUCACACUGCUGUACAGCACAGCCGUAAGAAACCGUUUGGGGCCCACCUCCUGCGCCGCACGGCCAGUGCACCUACCAAAGGUCAACCCAAAAUCAAGAAAGGUUUACCAGACAUUGCAAUUGACACCAAAGACUACAGCUCAGAGGGAGCUAGUGAGGAACGAGAGUCCGGGGAGGGAGAAAAGGCUUCUGCUGCUACCUCUCAGCACCACAAUGGGGAUUCACUGGCACCCCAACAAACCAAGGGACCGUGGAACCAUUCCGACACAAAUUUUCAUCCCGAGGAAGGUAAAGAUUGUUCUACAGUACACAGACCAGAUGCCCCUCUUCCAUUUCUUGCACUAAACCCCAGAAGACACCGAGAGCAUUCGUUCUGUUCAUCCUGCCUCCACUCAGGAAGAAUAUUCACAUCGCUCCUCAUUUACAUCAGUACAUUCAACACAGCACACCAUUCCUUCAAAUGGGAUGGUACACAGUCCUAUUGUGGUGAAUGGAGAUGCUAUGAAACCUUCUACAGUUUCCAAAACCACAUCCCUCUUCCUGGCAAACCCUGUUGAGAAAAUGUUACUAUCAGGAUACAGUAAAGACCCCAAAACCAACAAAAACACUUAUUUUUACAUGGAGCACAAAUCAAACCAAACCAGGACACUACAGCAGAAACAAAAAGUGAUUCAAGAGUUAAAGUCUGAUGACCAAGCAGAGCUACCUCCUCAUGCAACCGUGUCGGCUAGAACUCCUGCAGUCCCUCCAGCUCAGAUUAGGAGAGCUUCUUUUAGCCAAGUGCCAUCUCACAUUCCAAUAAGAAGAACAAAAAGUGAGGGCCAUGCUCGAGGAGAUGUAACCUCUGCUAGGUUGGCUCAGUCAGCAGUACCAGAGAUCUGUGCAGAUGCUACCGUGAAUGAUUGUUUUUGGAGGAAACUGGAGGCAGGCAACCACCACGGCAGCAUAUCAUCCUCCUCUAGUAUCUGUUCAAGUGACACUGCCAUUGAAAUCUCUCUAACCUGGCCAGAAAGAGUCUCAACAGUCUAUCUACAGCCAGCAAUACCUGUGACGCUUCCUGGGCCAGCUGCUGUCAUCCAGCGUUUGUCUGCGACGAUGCAAGAGCAAGUCAAACCUCAAUCUUUAGCAAAAUGAGUGCCCCAAAGAUCAGCUUAAUCUCUGUCUUCUGCAGAACCACUGGUAGAGUGAGCCAGCAGAGUGAGUCAAAGGAGCCACACCUGGAGCCAGAUCUUCAUAGAGGAACUGAAGCAAUCUUCAUCCCCUCCAGCUAUAUCCACAACAGCUACAGCUUCUUUGUCCAAAUAGCCUUGGAGAUCUGACCUCUGAUGACAUAUGGUGCAACUUUGAUAGUAAGUACCACAGCAUCAUCUGCAGUUUCACUGUUAGGCAAACCAAAGACCAAUUCCCAAAUGGCAGCCCACAGAACUCAGCCAGUCACUUUACAGAACACUUACGGAAGCUGACUGAUGUGGAGCCCCUGACUGCUGGAGAUUUCGCUUCACGGGUCUAAAGAAUUCCCAGAAGAGCAAGGUGAUAAGACCCUGGUUCGAGGGACUGCCUCCAGGAGCCAAAGCAGAGUGUGGUACAUUACAAACCGGGCCAGGGAGGCCCAGGAAAGACUGAAGCUUCAAAGUGUUCCAGUACAGAGGUGCAAGCUUUAGGCUUACUCUUAGCACUGGUAGUAGCCCCAUUGCUUGGGAUCCCCGAAGGUGCUUGUUUCAUGUCCCAGAGUCCUUGCAGAUGCCCUGCACAUGCCUCCCCUAUACAAUCCCAAACCUCCACCGACCCUGAAAACAUUACAGUUUCUUUUUUGCUCAUUCUCUAAGAACUGGCUGACUUUAAACUGAUUGUAAGAGAGAAAGCCUGAAACUAGUAUGGAAUAAAUUUGCUCCAGCAGAAAACUUUUUUAUUUUAUUUAUAUUAUUAAUCUUUUCUUUCUUGUAGAAAAAGCUGCAAAUCUUGCAAAAUACUGGUCUAAAGAAAGGUGUUUUACCACUUAUUAGUAAUCCAUGAACAAUCUGUUUGACAUUUAAAUGUUGUAUAUUUUGAACCAAUGAUGUACAUUUUUUGUGCAAUCAGGAAACGUCUUGAAAAUGUUCAACAAAUACUGAAAUCUGUUUGCACAAAAUGUUAGAUAUUCUCCAGAAUGUGUUUAGUGACAAAUACCAGGAAUUUUUUUUUUUAUGUUGGUUUCGUUGGCUAUCAUUUGCUCUCAUGUUCAAGGGUUUUAUUCGUUGUUUCUUUUUUUUUUCUUUUUUUUCUUUUUUUUUACAAAUACAGUAGCAAUACACGUUUACAUGUUUUUCAAAGACGUGUUGUUUUUAUUUACUUGAAGUGGAAUAACUUACUUUGGCUGUGGUAAAAGUUAGAUACUAUAUGCAUUUUUAUAAGACCGUUAAUCCACUAGCAAUAUUUUUUAAACUGAUGGCAUGGUAUCAUUGUGGAAGAUGUGUAGUUCAAUGCUAAAAGCCAAGGUUCAUCUCAUGUUUUUGCUGAAGAAAGGAACGAUUCUUAAAGUUCUUCAUUUCUCUUUGUGUAGUAGUUACAGUGUAAUUUGACCAGGUUUUGCUAACAUUCUCAUCUGUGGCAUGCUGCAGCAUUUAGAUGCUGUGUUUUGAAGCAGUGCUGUACUACCAAGUUUUAGCCCUUUUAUGCUGACUGCAUGUCUUUUAUGUACUGUAACCUUUAUCCGAAUCUUGUGCUUUUUUUUGCAAAUAUAUUUUAUAUGAAAAUUAAUAUUCUAAACACUGUUUUUAUCAUCUAAUGAUGAUCAAAAUGGCAUCAUGUUUGAAACCCUGCGUUUCCAGUAGUUUGUGAUACUAAAAUAAGAUGAAAAUUAUGCAUUUCAAAGCACGUUUAUUCAUCAGCAU